GUGACAAAAACAAGACAAAAAGUACAUGAUAUUGUGCUCGCCCGCUAUAAUCAUUAACCAAAUGUACGCGCCGCCAUUGUUUCUGCCGGAGACCAUAAAGCGUUUAGCCGGAACUAAAAACCUUAAGCUGGGCAAAGUAAUUCACGCACAUUUGAUCGUAUCCAAACAACCCCAUCAUGAUAAUCUUCUCGAAACUAAUGCUCUCAUCAAUCUUUACUCCAAAUGUUCAAAUCUUGACUAUGCCCACAAACUGUUUGAUAAAAUGCCUCAAAGAACUGUAGUUUCUUGGAGUGCUUUAAUGUCUGGUUUUUUCCAAAAUGGGUUCGAUUUUAAUGUUCUUAACUUGUUUAAAUCAAUGGUUUCUGAAGAGGGUAUGUGUCAACCUAAUGAGUAUAUAUUUUCAAGUGUUCUUUCGUCGUGUUCUAAUAUCGGGGAUAGUUGGUUAGGGAAGCAGUGUCAUGGGUAUGUGUUGAAAACAGGUUUAGUGUUUCAUCAAUAUGUGAACAAUGCGGUUGUACGGUUUUAUUCUGUGUUGUCAGAUGUUGUAGGGGCUUUGGAGGUUUUGAGGUCGGUUCCUGGUUCGGAUACUUGUACUUAUAACUUGAUUUUAAAUGGACUUAUUGAAAUUGGGAACUUGAAUGAAGUGUUGGGUAUUUUGCGGAGAAUGGUAGAUGAAGGUGUAGCUUGGAAUAAGGCUACUUAUAUUAGUAGUAUGGGACUUUGUGCCCGGUUUAAAGAUUUGAGGUUGGGACGUGAAGUUCAUUGUCAGAUUGUGAAGAGUGAUGUUGAAUUUGAUGUGUUCGUAUGUAGUGCGAUUGUGGAUAUGUAUGGGAAAUGUAGAGAUGUUUUGAGUGCUGGGAAAGUUUUUCAUAUGUCUCAAGAUCGAAAUGUGGUGUCAUGGACGGCAAUGUUGGCUGCUUACUCCCAACAUGGGUGCUUCGAAGAGGUGUUAAAGUUAUUUAUAGACAUGCAAUGUGAGGGUUUUGCCCCAAACGACUCUACAUUUUGUGUAUUAUUAAAGGCUAGUGGUGGUUUGUCGACUAUAGGAUAUGGAUAUUCAUUGCAUGCACUUGUAGAGAAAACAGGGUUUAAGGGUCAUAAGAAUGUUGGGAAUGCUUUGAUCGAUAUGUACUCAAGGAGUGGUGACAUUGACGCUGCAAGGAAGAUAUUUGAGAGUAUGACUAAUCGUGAUAUUGUUACAUGGAAUACAAUGAUAAAUGGAUAUUCGCAUCAUGGUCUUGGUAAAAAGUCAUUGGAUUUAUUUCAAGAAAUGUUGAAAAUGGAUGAAGAUCCUAAUCACGUGACCUUUGUUGGUGUUCUCACAGCUUGUGGACAUCUGGGGGAUGUCGAAUCAGGGUUCUACUUUCUAAACCAGUUAAUGAAAGAAAAGGGUAUUGAACCUAGUGUAGAGCAUUAUACUUCUAUUGUCGGACUUCUAUGCAAGGCUGGACAACUGAAUGAAGCUAAAAUUUUUAUGCUAUCAAUGCCAAUCAAAUGGGAUGCUGUUGCAUGGCGUACCUUGCUAAAUGCUUGUAAUGUUCAUAGAAAUUAUACUCUUGGCAUUGAGAUUGGGAAUACUAUUAUGGAUCUGGACCCUAAAGAUGUGGGAACGUAUACCCUUCUGUCCAAUAUGCAUGCUAAGGCUAAUAAGUGGGGCGGAGUUUCUAAAAUCCGUAACUUGAUGAGAAGCAGGAAGAUAAAAAAAGAGCCGGGAUUGAGUUGGUUGGAGAUCAAGAAUCAAACACAUGUAUUUGUUUCGGAUGACAAUAAACACCCCGACUUUGUUGAGAUUCAAGAAAAGUUGAAGGAAUUGUUUGGUAAGAUUAAAGAAUGUGGUUACGUGGUCGAUACUUCUAAUGUGCAAUACGAUAUUGAAGAAGAACAGAAGGAAGAUUCUGUUGGUUAUCAUAGUGAGAAGCUUGCAGUAGCAUAUGCACUAUUGAGAACACAUGAAGGGGCACCAAUUCGCAUCCUAAAGAACUUAAGGAUUUGUGAUGAUUGUCACUCUGCUAUGAAGUUAAUCUCAAAAGUUACGAACAGGGUGAUAACUAUAAGAGACGCUAAGCGUUUCCAUUGUUUUCAAGACGGCAGUUGCUCAUGUGUAGAUUACUGGUGACUAAAUUGUUUACAUCACUUGCGGGUAGUGUGACUUGUGGCCAUUAAUGGAGUUAUUUUUUGGUACUCAAUAUAUGCUGCCGUAAGAUUUAGAGAUUAAUUUCUAUGAUGUUUAUAAAUUAGAGCACCAGAUGACUUUUCGGUUUCUCAAUCCGACUUUAGCGAGCCUCAACAUGUAGCUCUGUAUCUUCUGAUACUAAUGAUGGAUACAAUUGGAGAAAGUAUGGGCCGAAAUAGGUAAAAGUCAGUGAGCAUCCUCGAAGCUAGUAUAAAUGCACACAUGCUAACGGUCCCGUGAAGAAAAAGGUUGGUCGAUCUCUUGAUGGUCAUGUAAGUGAGAUUGUAUAUAAAGGUCAGCACAAUCAUGAACCGCUUGUGCUUGGCAAACAUGGAAAACAUAGCGCUGAAGUAAACAUACCUAUUCAUUCUUAAAUGGAAAAGCAUGUGGGAGAAGAACCAGCAGGUGCACGUGGUCAAGCAUCGAACCAGAUGACGAUUGUUGAUCAAGGAUCUAGUUACUUAAUGAGAACGGAUCAAGGGUCUAAUCAAUUAACGAGAACUGAUGAGCCAGAUGGUGAACCUAAUCCGAAAAGAAGUAUGUGGCAAACUUGUGAUGGUGGCCUCAUGUAGUUUGGUUCUGGAUCAUCUGCUGCUACCACUGUCCCAUAAAUGUGUUUGCCUAAAUUUCUUGUGCGUUAUCAUAUGUAUAUCUAUGUUACAUCUGAUGGUUUGUGUGUUGGUUUACUGAUUUAAUUUAUGGACUGCACGAAUACCGAGGUUAGGGGUCUGUAUCUGUGCCUGUGAUUGUAUCUAUGCCCGGGCACGUGGACUCAAGCUUAGCUAACAAGAUGGUCUCUGAACCAAAUAUAGUGGUGCAGACAAGAAGUGAAGUGGAUCUUUUAAAUGAUGGGUUCAAGUGGAUAAAAUACAGGCAGAAAGUGGUCAAAGGGAAUACUAAUCCAAGGAGUUAUUAGAAAUGCACUUUAGGGGGGUUUUCGAGAGUCCUGCAUGGAUUUCAUCCCAGACAUGCGUGGUUCGAGCUCCGCAUAUGGCCCAAUUGGAAGUCAUUGUGGUGUCUCGAAUGCUAACUACUAACAACUAACUCGUUUUUUUUUAUAAAAAAAAAAAAAUAGAAAUGCAAUUUUGCAGGAUGCAAUGUGAGAAAGCAUGUAGAAAAGGGCUCCAUCAGACCCGAAAUCUGUAGUAACAAGUAACAACGUAUGAAGGGAAACAUAAUCAUGAUAUUUCAGUAUCCAGGCUACAAUAAAAACAAUGUUGGGGAUACAUCUACAAAACGCAAAGAAAAUUAGUUAGAAAAUAAUGAAAGGCCGGUUCUUGUACAAAUACCUAAAGUGUGAAUGUGGUUUAUGAAAUGGAUGUUAUUUCAAGCUCAUAUUGUUGCUAAUAGAAUUGGUACAUUUUGGAUAAAGUCUCUAUUUCUUAUUUCUUUUAUUUGAAUGUAUGUGGAAAUAUUAAAUAUAUAUGUACAACCGUUAUGUUGGCUGUA
This is a messenger RNA of Erigeron canadensis, 3622 nucleotides long. RefSeq names its product pentatricopeptide repeat-containing protein At5g39680-like. Bases 26 to 2116 code for a protein of 696 amino acids. Gene Ontology annotation, molecular function: RNA binding; protein binding; zinc ion binding. The transcript is spliced from 3 exons. NCBI's taxonomy places the organism in Eukaryota, Viridiplantae, Streptophyta, Magnoliopsida, Asterales, Asteraceae. Gene Ontology annotation, biological process: RNA modification. The record is from RefSeq and is a predicted model, not a curated record.